AUGACACCGGGAUAGACUCCUGGAAUGGGGGUUGGCACUGGGAUAGACUCCUUGAAUGGGGGAAUGACACUGGGAUAGACUCCUGGAAUGGGGGUUGGCACUGGGAUAGACUCCUGGAAUGGGGGUUGGCACUGGGAUAGACUCCUGGACUGGGAGGCGGCGCUGGGAUAGACUCCUGGAAUGGGGGAAUGACACCGCGAGGGCUCCCGGCGGGGACAGCGCCGGGAACACGCGGACAAUCUCCGGCUGGAGGGUGCGGAGCAGCCCCGGGGCGCGGCCGGCGGUGAUGUCCGUGCCCGGCGGGUCCGUGAGUGCCGGUCCGGUCCGGCCCGUGUCGCAGCGUGUCGCAGGUGCCGGUGGCCGAGGGCAAGAGCGUGCAGCAGACGGUGGAGCUGCUGGCCCGGCGGCUGGAGGCGCUGGGCGCGGACAAGCAGGGCACGUUCGGAGUGGACUGCGAGACUUACCACACCGCGGCGGCCCUCGGCACGCAGGAAGAAAAUCCAAGUUAUCCCCUGAACGGAUACCACGAUAAAUGUGUGAGGAUCCAGAACUAAAGCAAGGAGGGCAGAGGCAGGAAGAGGAGCUGCUUUAAGGCAGGAAUGUUGGUUUUCCAGCCCGGCUCUCUCGCUGUCACUGCAGGGCAGACAGGGAAGCUGAUGUACGUCAUGCACAACUCCGAGUACCCCCUGAGCUGCUUCGCCCUCUUCGAGAACGGGCCCUGCCUCGUGGCUGAUGCCAACUUUGACACCCUCAUGGUCAAGCUCAAGGGCUUCUUCCAGAACGCCAAGGCCAACAAGAUCGAGAGCCGCGGCACCCGCUACCAGUACUGCGACUUCCUGGUGAAGCUGGGCACGGUCACCAUGGGCCCCAGUGCCAGGGGAAUAUCCGUGGAGGUGGAAUACUGUCCCUGUGUGAUCCCCAACGACUGCUGGAACCUGCUGAUGGAGUUCAUGCAGAGCUUCAUGGGCAGCCACACGCCCGGGAUCCCGUCGGUGUUCGGCUCCAAGCACGACAGCACCUACAGCCCUGGGGACACCAUGGUGCAGUACAUGGAGCUCUUCAACAAGAUCCGCAAGCAGCAGCAGGUGCCCGUGGCUGGCAUCAGGUGAAGAGGAUUCCCUGGAGCUCCUGGACUUCAUCAGGAAUCCCUCCAAAGUGUGGCACAGAAGGCAGCACCAGGCUUUUCUUUUUUUUUUUUUUCUUUUUUUCUUCCCUUGAUCUUUCCCAUCUCAACGUUUUCCAGUGCCCUGGGUGCCCUCCACGGUUUGGGAUUAUUGGAUUCAUGGUUCUGUGGUUCUUUGGACAGUGUUACCUGCAGGGAAAAGAGAAAUUCCAGCCAAAAGCAAGGGCAGAGCUGCUGUGACUACAAACAACUACAGAACUCGCUUAAAUUUCUAUUUUUUUAUAGCCACGUUGGUGUUUUGCUGUAAUCACAAUAAAACGCUGGAUUUUGGGAGGGGAAGCUUUGAGGGUUGUGCUGGUUUGUGUUGUUCAUUUACAGAGUUGCUUCAACAUUUCCCUGCAGAAAAGAAUCCAGGAAUUCUCACAUUUUCCUCUUCUUACCUUGCCUUCAUCCUCUGUAGCUGAUGGGAAUGUCAAAAUCUGCUGCCUCUCAAUGAAGGCUCCGGAUAAAUUUAAAAAAUAAAAUAAAUAAGCACGGCAGGAGCUUUGUCAGCCACUGAUAGA
This is a messenger RNA of Cinclus cinclus, 1686 nucleotides long. RefSeq names its product mediator complex subunit 20 (gene MED20). The coding region runs from base 600 to 1109 and encodes 169 amino acids. The record is from RefSeq and is a predicted model, not a curated record. Gene Ontology annotation, cellular component: mediator complex. Gene Ontology annotation, biological process: regulation of transcription by RNA polymerase II. Gene Ontology annotation, molecular function: transcription coactivator activity. The transcript has 3 exons. NCBI's taxonomy places the organism in Eukaryota, Metazoa, Chordata, Aves, Passeriformes, Cinclidae.